AUGCAUCUGCCGAAUGGAGCCCCGACGUCGGCUCGGCCCGUCACAGGCCUCGUGUCGCAGACAGGGCGGCAGUUGAUGCGCAAAGGGAGCUUUUCCGGACUCGGUGAUCCGAUCGGCAUCCCGCCGGUCACUCUGAAGCCUUCUCUUGGCACACCGGGCCCGGGACUCCAGAAGAGCGCCUCAGAUUCUGUGAUUCUGCCGCCCUUGAAAGCCGGCACCGGGCGACCUUCCACUGUGGCCCGGCGUGAGAACCGCAGGAGGCAAAUGCUGGCAGAGCAGAUGAUGGAAAGGACGGAGAGGUCGGAGAACGUCGCUGAGACGGGCAUGGUAACAGACAAACUCGACAGCUUCGAGGUCUUGUCUGAAGCUUUCGGACAUGAUGUCCGAGGUGUUACCGAUCGACUGGAGGACAUGGCACGCAGCAUCCGCUUCGAGAACUGGCGGUCCAAGACAGAGGAGAAGGAGCGAAAGCGUCGCGAGGAGGAGAAGCGCCUCCAAGAAGAGGAGAAGCGCAAGGCCCGGAAGCGGGAGCAGGAGGCUGCGGAUCCCAAGAAGAAGGUGGCCCUGCGCAUUGAAAAUCGGCGGCGCUUCGACGGCGACAACGAAAAGGCGGCGAGCAUUCCCAUGCAUCCUGUCGAGGUCGAUGGUCCUCAAGGGCGUGAGACGGUUUCGCUGGUGGAUGUGGAGAACAUCCAAAAUCGAUGUCUGCAGCUGAAAGGCCGUGCUGGCAUCGAAGCUUUCAUCGACAUGGUGCGCGCUCGCGAGCAGAGGGAGGCCUCCAAGAAGGAUCUCGACUCCUUGUCGCCCCGCUCUGCAAAAUCCGUGGGCAUGAAGUCCUCCAUCAGUGGCUAUAGUACCCGAGAGUCCCUUCAGUCUGUGUCUUGGGACGAGCGCCGGCAAAGCGUUCUGGCGCGAAGGCAAGCUCUCCGAGUAGAGGCCAUCCUCAAGAAGCUGUGCUCCAUGCGCAGCGGCCUUCCCAUGGACAUGUGCAUUGAGAUGGGCUCGCUUCAGGCCUACUUCGACUUCGAGAAAACGCGUCCUGACCCCGAGAUCGACUCCUUGCAGACGGUGGUGGCCCAAAACCUGAAUGGCCUCAUCGACAACUUGGCGAACAAACUCGCUGCUGCACCGGAGAGCACCAGCAGCAGUUUGUUCCGGUCACUCGGAAAAUUGACCCAGUGUGCCACUGGCGAACAGCUCAGCAUGUCUGGGCGCUUUCCAGAAGCGAAGAGCCGGGCCAGCACGGAUCGUACGCUGGAGUUGGAGCUCAUGCGGAUGAGGACGAAGCAGAGGGCCAGGCGUGCCAGGGCCAUUCUCCGGGCCCUCGCGCGUUGGACUCUGGUCUUCUGCACUGUGCAGAAGCGCAACAGGUGCGUCGAGAUGAUCAAGGUCACUCUGGGACAGCUCGGUGAAUGGGCGAGAGUGAAGUCUGCGAUGAAGAAGGCAGUCGACUCUGUACGGCGUAUCCAGCAAAAUUGCAGGACCUUCUUGGUCACCAAGCGGGAAAGAUGCAAGCAAAUCGAGAAGGAGUGGGACCGCGUGGAGAGCGCCCAGCUUGAGCGAUUCUACCAGCAGUUCGCCAAGAAGUUAUUCCAGGGCCAGGCAGAGAAGCCUGGAGCCAAGAAGGGAAGACGCAUGCUACUGGGUAUGCAGCCGAAGGCCAACGCCAAGUCGAACUGGAAGCCCCUGAAGAUUCCGGAGGAGGUGAGAGCUCGGAUGGUUUCCUUCUACUACAUGGCGCGGCUAAGGACGAAGGUGCGGACUACGGCGGACCUCCUGAAAACGGUUAGGUUGGCUUUGGCGAAGCAUCGGGAGGUCAACGGAUUUCUCAGCUUCUUUGGCACCUCUGUGAAUGUCGAGGAGCUGUGA
Molecule: messenger RNA, 1869 nt
Organism: Symbiodinium sp. CCMP2592
Lineage: Eukaryota; Dinophyceae; Suessiales; Symbiodiniaceae
Source: the annotation of a GenBank genome assembly